Messenger RNA from Formica exsecta, 2557 nucleotides. RefSeq lists its product as uncharacterized. The transcript is spliced from 7 exons. The record is from RefSeq and is a predicted model, not a curated record. Lineage: Eukaryota; Metazoa; Arthropoda; Insecta; Hymenoptera; Formicidae. The coding region runs from base 579 to 1625 and encodes 348 amino acids.
GUAUUAUUUUUAGUUGCUUAAAAAGGAGUUGUACCCGAGCAUAAUGCUAAAUAAUGAUAACAAUAAACAACUUUGAUUCGCGGACUAAAGAAAAAAACCGCGCGGCACCGUUUGAAAUUCCCUAUGCGCCGUACAUUCUUAUCAGAGAGAAACCCCCCAGCAUAGGUCUCAGUCUCUGUCGCCUGCCAACCCUCGGCCAGUCGAUAUCAGACGUCGGCGCAGCUGGCCAAGUGUCACGAUAUCGCAGAGCUUGUCGCCGGUUUUUAUCACGCGUCGCGUGUGUCGAGGCGUGUCGCAAAAUCCUACUGUUCUGUCUACAUAGAUCUCGAUAUAUCCUAAUUCGGACAGUGGAUAAUCCUCGUCUCCCGUCAAGAUCCUCGUCGGAAAAACGAAACACGCCACCAUCCGCCCGUUUCCGUCUGUCGCGCGAUAAUCGAUUAGAGAAUCUCUUCUAUAAUUCAUCCCCCACGUAGGUCAAGUUCUACGAGAGCUCUCGUCUCUCUCUCUCUCUCUUCCUAUUCUUUUACUUUUUCUACUGCUCGAAUCCCGAAGUUUCAGUUAUUAAAAGUGAAUCGCGAAUGUGCAAAGUGUCAGAAUAUCAAAGGAUAGCUUUGAAUGAAUUGGAAAGAAGGAACGAUCAAGGAAAAUAUUUUAUAAUACGAGCAAAAUUAACGCGGAAAAUAUUGAAUUUUCUAGGCAAAUAUUAUCUGAUAGCAGGUAGCGAAGGUGUACCAGAUGCUUUACAAAAAUGCCAUUCAUUAUCGAGGGAUCUUCAGAAUAACCAGACUAUUAUUUUCUCUAGACUAUCUGAUCUCAAGCAGCAAAUAAAUAAUUAUACGGUACAGCUGGCACAUAUUCAACAGGACUUACAUAAAGUACAAGAGUAUUUUCAAACCGCGCCCGAGAUGGCCACCUUGCCGAAACGCUUAAAUGAACUGUCAGCUAGCGUUGCAACAUUCGGUAGUCAAAUAAAUGAUCUAGGAGCUACGGUAAAAACUUUAAAAGAAACAAAUGUGAGGAUACAGGAUGCACAAACCGCUAUGCAACAAAACGUCGGCAGUAUUAAGCAAUCUAUGUUAGAAUUAUCGAAUAUCACUCAAAAGCCUCAAAUUUUGAGCACCGACGAAACGCAAGUUAAAAUUGAUAAACUAAACUUUACAGUAUCACAUUUAAUGAAUAAUUUAACGCAUGUUAACAAAACUUUGUCGAGCAAAUUGCAAUGGGUUGCCGAUGAUCAAGACGAAGAUCGCAGAAAAUUAGUCUCGCUUCAAGAAGCAACGGCGGCCAUUAACACGACAGUGAUAUCUUUGCAAGGAGAAUGCGUUAAAAUCUCUGAACAAGCUUCCGUUUUAGCAUCAUUUCAACAAUUAACAAAGAAGGUGAACGAGAUACGCGCGACAGACGUAGAACUAAUCGGUAAAUUCAAGCAAUUGGAACAAUCAUACAACGGAUUAAAAAAUUCCACUAGCAUAAUGUUCGCGACCGUGUCCGAGAUACAGAAUCAGCAACAAGUCAGCAAAAUUAAGCUACCGGAGCCGUUAAACAGCGAUAUAACGACAGAAACGGAUCGCAGCGCGACAGAUGUAAACGAUAUUGCUCAGAAGAAGAUUCUAAAUGAAACGUGACAGAAGCACGCGUUCAGUGCGUACGUGAACAUGAAUAAAUGAAUAAAAUAUUUCUCGAAAAAAUGCGCUCGAGAAAAAACUUUCACGUGGAGGGAAGUUAUUUUAUACACAAUCUGAUGAAGUUGUGUAUAUUUGUAAAUACUAAUAAAUUAAGUGCGUUAUAUAAUUUCAUGUACAUAGAAAGAAAGACUAUUUAUGAUAUCAUACACGUGUCUCUCCAGUAGAAUAAUAAUACAAUGGUAUUUGCAACUUAUGUGUGAUUGAUGGAGACUGCGAGCGUUGGCCGUAGCCUGAGAGAGGCUAUUUACGCCUAGCAAUAAUUACACAGCGUAUUAAAAACAUUACUGUUAAUAGAACAUUCUGUAUUCGACCUAGAUUCUCAGAGAAUAACUAGAUAUGUCAAUUCUUAAACAGCAUUAAACACGAUAUAGCGAAAGAGGUAUUUCAGAAAUACCAUGGAAAGUACAAAGUCGACAGCCGUCUAAAACAUUCUCGGUUGUAUAACGUCUAGCAAAAAAAUAUUCAUAUUUAAGUAACAAUGAAACUACCAAGAGUUUUUCUACUCUUCUACGUUUUAUAGAGAGAGUAGUACUAUAAAUUUUUUAGUAACUACUGUAAAUUUUUUCAAUUUUUCUGAUACAAUAGAAUUCUUCAGAUUGCAGAGAAAACAAUAUACAAGUGAUUCAGGAUGUUAAUACGUAUAUAGAUGCAACAAUAUUAAGUUAACAAAUAACAAACAGCGUAAUAAAGUGAUAAAGGUGUAAUAGUAUUGUACAUUCUAAGCGCAUAGUUGAUUAAACUUGCUUUAACUUGCUUUUCAAGAUUGAUAAAGCACAUUGGCAGAAUCGGUUUCCAAUUUAGCACACUGUAUUUAAUUUAAUGCACUAUAUAUGCAAUCAUAUGUAUCGAUUAAAACGUUAAUCUUUCAACAA